Messenger RNA from Sclerotinia sclerotiorum 1980 UF-70, 2550 nucleotides. RefSeq lists its product as hypothetical. The record is from RefSeq and is a predicted model, not a curated record. NCBI's taxonomy places the organism in Eukaryota, Fungi, Ascomycota, Leotiomycetes, Helotiales, Sclerotiniaceae. Gene Ontology annotation, biological process: protein phosphorylation. The transcript has 2 exons. Gene Ontology annotation, molecular function: protein kinase activity; ATP binding. The coding region runs from base 1 to 2550 and encodes 849 amino acids.
AUGGACGCUACCGAAGAAGCAGAGAUAAUCAAUAGUCAUCCUAUCAAAGAAGGGUUACUUGCUUUCCGUCGCCAGUUUGAAUCAUCUCGUGCUAUUGAGGACAUCCUUUCCGCAGAAUCUGCCUCGGACCUGGUCCUUGAUCUUAUUGUGGCCUUGCAGAACUUUCCGGCCGCUCGUAUCCUAUGUUCGCCGAUCGAUCGCAAAACUCGUCUACGUGCAGAUUUAUUCACCCUUGGAUCUAAAGUUGCCUCCAGAGAUUUCGACAUCAAGUCAACAAUCCCUUUGGUGGAACUGGUUGUUAAGAACGCGCCUGACGUGGAGACAUGGCAUGCCGUGUUCAACCUGAUCUUAACCACUAGCCCGAAACAAGUAACGCCACCGAUUGCCUUCGAGAAAGCUGUUUUCGACACGCCGCUUCGAUCCAGCUCGGCUUCUCAGAGGGGGGUUGAACAGACACACGACGAAGUUGAUCAGCGAAUACUCGAGGAGCUUACCGGGCGAGUCUAUUAUGAUGUCGGAGGUUUCUACGAACGAUAUUUCAAAGGGAAACCCUGGAUAAAUAACACGAGGGAUAUCUACGAAGAGUCGAGGGCCCAAUAUGCAGAAAGCCGUUGGAGUGGGUGGCCAGAGCCUUCACUUCAAGGUCCAUUUUUUGAGUGGUUCACGAAAUUCCAGGACACCAUUCUCAGCGGACAGGGCCGCAGGUAUUAUACAUCGGCGAACAAAGUGUUGAGGGGCUCAGAGGCUGAUCGCAAGCUUGACAUUUUUCUCGCCUCUACUGAUGCUGUUCUACUGAGCGGUGAGUAUGACUGGUCAAAUGUACUUGUCAUUGGAGAACAUAAACAGAAUCCCGAUGAAGAUGGCUCUACAAAAACAUUGGUACAGUUGGCAGGGUAUGUACGUGAGGUGCUCGGAAGUCAACCGGAGCGGCGAUUCGUCCCUGGUUUUACGAUCUGCGGAAGCAUGAUGCGACUCUGGGUAUUCGACAGAUCUGGCUCGUACAACUCUGAGAAGUUCGAUAUACACAAAGAGCCUGAGCGAUUCGUUAGGGUUAUUGCUGGAUAUGCAUUGAUGACGGACGCCGAGUUGGGGUUGAAUACAUUCGUUAAGUAUGAUGGCAAUAGCAAGUACAUCGUGGCACGAGAUGUAAAAAUUUCUUUGGAGGACAAGCCAAUCGCCUCGACAAAAGCGAUAGUAUGCCGUGGAACAACGUGUUAUCGAGGAAGGAGGAGCGACUCCACGGAAUGGGAGUAUGUGGUCAAGUUUGCUUGGCCAUCUGAUAAAAGGCAGCGGGAAGGAGAACUGUUAAAGUUGGCCAAAGAGAGGGGAGUCACGGGUAUUGCUACGUGGUUUAAUCAUGAGCAGAUUGUUAUUGACGGCGACCCGGACACUAUUUCGCAUUUCCGACGAGAUAUGAAGUUCGGAAGGCCACGAAAGCUAUCGAGCAAAGCUUCUUGGGUCGACGGCAGUCCGGAAUCCAGUCGGGUGUACUCUAAAUCAAGUCUCAGAGGAAGAUCAGGGAGUAGUUCGAAUCGCUUGAAGGGCCUAGGAAUUGGUGCAAGUACAUCUUCCUCUGGAAAGAAAAGAAAAAGAAAUGAAAGACUUGAUCCAGGGAGCAGACUGAAGAAAUCUAAAUCCGACGGUAGUCAUGCCAGCGGGACGAAUGUGCGUAUUAAAGAACGCGAGUCAGAUGCAAUCGGCGCUCACAGUAUUCAAGAAACGGUCGUUGACAGUCUGGCCCAUUGCCGGAAUGAGUGGCAGCGGAAUAACGUUGACUGUAUUCAAGAAGCCGGAGUCGACAGUUUCACGGAUUGCGAAAGUGAGACGUACGACAACCGAAUGAACUACUGUUUGGUAACUUCACCGGCUGGACGACCUCUCCGCGAAUAUCAUUCAGUUAGAGAGCUUUUAGAGGUGCUACGCGAUGCAAUCCGAGGCCAUAGGUCGCUACUAGAGGAUGGAAAGAUUCUACAUCGGGAUAUCUCCGAAAAUAACAUCAUCAUCACCGAGCUCCCUGCCGAAGGUGAUCCGAAAGGAAGACUAAUUGACUUGGACUUGGCAAAGGAGCUGGACAGUAUGCCAAGUGGGGCUUGUUACCGGACUGGCACAAUACAGUUUAUGGCGAUCGAGGUUCUUGAAGGUAACGGUCAUACAUAUCGGCACGAUCUCGAGUCAUUUUUUUAUGUCUUCGUAUGGAUGUGCAUUCGAUAUGGCUACGAAGAUACAGGCAGGCAAAAACCCAAUAAGUUGGUGAGAGCGAAGACAAAUAUGUUGCGAGGUUGGUAUACUGGGAUAUAUGGAGAAAUUGCUCGGAAUAAGGUGGGGGAUAUGGACAAAAAUAGAUUUGAGAAGAUCAUCGUGGAGUUUGCGCCGAAGUUCGAGAAUCUCAAACCGUUGGCUCGCGAACUCCGAUAUGUUCUUUUUCCAAUCAGGGACGGAGCGAUCUUUACCGGCACAUUUCAUGACCAUAGUAUAAUGUACGAUGGGAUGAUCAAGGCAUUCGACAGUGCAAUUCGCUGUAUUCAGAAUGAGGAACAAGUAAAUGUAUAG